UGCGAGGUGCGACCUCCUUCCCCGCACCCAUCAAAUCAGCUCCAUCACGAGUGGCUGCACACAAAUAGAAAGCGGGUCUUAUUCUUGUGCCACCCUCCUCCUGUCCCUCCUCCUCAUCAUCUCCUCCCCACCCCGCUUCGUCCAUCUCUCGACCAACCAACCAAACCAACCAAGCCAAACCCACUCCACAAUCAUCACCGAAUUCUCUCGUUUGGUCGUUUCCGUUCCCGUUCCCCUUCCCCGCGAAAGCUAGUAUAGCUUGAGCUUAUCCAGCACCGCCAUGUUCCGCCGGCAGCUCGUCGUCGCGGCCGCUGGGCGCCGCGCACUCUCGACCACCGCCGCGCUCAAUGCGCAGCGGAUCCCUACUCUCGGCGACGUAACGCACUCACCGCAGAACAGCGCGGCGUUCCGCGAGCGGCUCAAGGCGUACCGGGAGCAGCUUUCAGCGCAAAAGAAGGCUGCUGCGGCGGCGGCGGGCGCCAACGUCGAGCACCACAAGGGCGGCAUCGUCAAGUCGAUCCUGUACGGCUCGGAGAAGGGCCAGCGCGAGGAGGCGGAGAUGGAGCAGUCGUACUCGACAGUCCUUGCUAGGGGGAAAUAUGUCCACGCCAUCGAGUUCCACCAUGUCAAGCCGGAUAGACACAGCGAGUAUGUAGAGCUCGUCGGAAAUACCUACCCAGAGAUCGCUGCGGAUAAGGCGAACAAUUGCCAUCUGGUCGGCAGCUGGAAGACCGAGAUUGGCGAUGGCGAUACUUUCGUCCACAUCUGGGAAUACCAAGGCUAUGCAGGUUACCACAACACGCUCCACAACCUCGCCACGAACACGCCCGCCUACGCAAAGUUCUCGCAAUUGCUGCCCUCGUACCUAACCGGCCGACGCACGGACCUAAUGCAAGAAUUCUCGUUCUGGCCUACGUCUCCACCCCGCAACCUCGGCGGCGUCUUCGAGCUGCGCAGCUACACGCUCAACCCAGGCAACCUCCUGGAGUGGGAGACGCACUGGCGGGCGGGGCUGCAGGCGCGCCGGAACGUGAUGGAGGGCGUCGGCGCGUGGUUCACACAGGUCGGUGCGCUGAACUCGGUCCACUACCUUUGGCAGUUCCAGGAUCUCAGGGAGAGGCAGGUUGCCAGGGAAAAGAGCUGGGGCGAGAAGGGCUGGAGCCAGACGGUCCAUAAGACUAUUCCGCUUAUUCAGAGGAUGGAGUCGAGGAUUCUGGUGCCGCUGCCGUGGAGUCCUGUUAGCUAGUCGGAUGGAUUGCGCGAUGUGAUGAGCGGAUAAGACGAGGGGGAGUCUGUUUUUUGUGGCUUUGAU
Molecule: messenger RNA, 1312 nt
Organism: Tricharina praecox
Lineage: Eukaryota; Fungi; Ascomycota; Pezizomycetes; Pezizales; Pyronemataceae
Exons: 2
Coding region: 281-1246 (321 amino acids)
Cellular component (GO): mitochondrion
Source: RefSeq, a predicted model, not a curated record